CUCCGCAUUGCGUAGCCCGGGCGGCGCGGUUGCUGGUGUGUGCAGGAGUCGAAGUGAAUGGUUCUGCAGAAUCAAGAGACUGCAGAUGCUACAGUCGUGAGCAAAAACAAGCUGCUGGAUGAACUCGGUAUUUGUGAAGAUGGCCACUCUAACACGACAGGACCUCAAUUUUGGACAAGUGGUUGCAGACGUACUCUGUGAGUUUCUAGAAGUGGCCAUUCAUUUGAUUUUGUACGUGAGGGAGGUGUACCCAAUUGGAAUCUUUCAGAAGAGGAAGAAGUACAAUGUACCUGUUCAGAUGUCGUGUCACCCGGAGCUUAAUCAGUACAUCCAGGACACGCUGCACUGUAUCAAGCCUUUGAUCGAGAAGAAUGAGGUGGAUCGGGUAGUGGUGGUGAUCCUGGAUAAAGAACAUCAUCCUGUGGAGCGCUUUGUCUUUGAGAUAUCGCAGCCCCCUUUGCUGUCCGUCAGUUCUGACUCGCUGCUGUCCCGCGUUGAGCAACUCCUUCGAGCUUCGAUUCUGAAGAUUAGUGUCUGUGAUGCAAUUCUGGACACCAACCCUCCAGGCUGUACCUUCACCGUGUUGGUUCACACUAGAGAUGUUGCCACUCGAAACAUGGAGAAGAUUCAGGUGAUAAAGGACUUCCCUUGGAUUCAUGCAGAUGAACAAGAAGUGAAUAUGCGGGAGCCAAGGCUAAUCCCGCUGAAAACCAUGACAUCAGAUAUCUUGAAGAUGCAAUUGUAUGUUGAAGAAAGAGCUCAGAAAAUAUCCUGACUAAAUGCUUAUAAGACCAAGUUGAAUAGACAUCCAAAGGCACUGGAUGUGCUUCAUCAAUGAACUGUUUUGUCGCACAGGAAAGAACUUUGAAAAUGUAUGAAAUGUGAAGCAUUAUGUGGAACCAUGUCAUGAAUUGGAAUCUGUGGUUGAGUUUUAACAUUAUUUUGUUGUAAUAAUAGCUUGUUGUUUGACCAUGAA
This is a messenger RNA of Leucoraja erinaceus (little skate), 976 nucleotides long. RefSeq names its product mitotic arrest deficient 2 like 2 (gene mad2l2). The record is from RefSeq and is a predicted model, not a curated record. NCBI's taxonomy places the organism in Eukaryota, Metazoa, Chordata, Chondrichthyes, Rajiformes, Rajidae. The transcript has 10 exons. The coding region runs from base 119 to 775 and encodes 218 amino acids. Gene Ontology annotation, cellular component: zeta DNA polymerase complex.